Molecule: messenger RNA, 5174 nt
Organism: Arvicanthis niloticus (Nile rat)
Lineage: Eukaryota; Metazoa; Chordata; Mammalia; Rodentia; Muridae
Source: RefSeq, a predicted model, not a curated record
CGCAGGCGCUGGCCGCCGAGGAGCCAGAGAGAAAGUUCCCGGGGACAGUUCGCCCUCGGGAGGGCCCAAACUGCGGCCGCUGGCCGAUAGGGUCUCGAGUCCCGCGAGUGCUGCUCGUGGUCCUCCUGCACGCACUUGGCUGUCCGGGCCCUGCUUUCCGAGAAGCAGAGGAACCUCGCGGGCGGGCAGCCGGGGCGGCCGGGGCUAAACUUGGACGAGGAGGAUGCUGCGAGUGGGCGCGGCGGCGCGGGGAGCGGGGGCGCUCGCCAAGCACUGAUCGCUCCCUGCGGACUCCGAGCGCGCGGAGGAGCAGUGGGCAGGUAGCGGCUCCAAGCGCCCGGACUGCGCCAAGUCGACCAGCAGGGCCGCCAGCGCCACCGUGCAGGCGUCGUCUCCUCUCCACAGAGUCAUGGUGCGAGCAGCGCGCACACCCCGCGCGGAACUCUGAGCUCCGGCGUUCAGUGCGCCCCCUCCUCUGGUAUUCCCAUCCGGACUACCCGUGCCUGCCUUGCUCGCGGACCAUGAAGCUCUCUCCCGGAGCCCCUUGCCUCUGAGCUGCGCAUCGCCCGCUGCAGCUCCAACACCGCUGGGCCACAGACAGCGCUCCAACCCUUGAAGCUCGAGAUCUUCUUCCAGGGACGCCGGGCAUACGGAGAUGGCGCUCCAUGGACUCAUCGGGCAGUGCAAAGUUCGCCGGAGGCGAGAGAUGCUGCCGCAGCAAGUUGGCUUCGUGUGCGCUGUGCUGGCCCUGGUGUGCUGUGCCUCCGGCCUCUUUGGAAGCUUGGGCCACAAAACAACUUCUGCUGGCAAACACGUUCUGCCAGACACGUGGCGAAAUAGAAAGUUGAUGGCACCAAUAAAUGGGACUCCGCUGGCUAAGAACUGCACAGAUCCUGCGAUUCACGAGUUCCCCACAGACCUGUUCUCCAACAAAGAACGACAGCACGGCGCUGUCCUGCUACACAUCCUUGGUGCUCUCUAUAUGUUCUACGCUCUGGCUAUCGUGUGUGAUGACUUCUUUGUCCCAUCCCUAGAGAAGAUCUGUGAGAAACUUCAUCUGAGUGAAGAUGUGGCAGGUGCCACCUUCAUGGCUGCAGGAAGCUCUACACCAGAGCUGUUUGCGUCUGUCAUUGGUGUGUUCAUCACCCAUGGAGAUGUCGGUGUAGGAACGAUUGUGGGCUCUGCUGUGUUCAACAUCCUAUGUAUCAUUGGAGUGUGUGGACUCUUUGCUGGACAGGUGGUUCGGUUGACAUGGUGGGCUGUGUGUCGUGACUCUGUGUACUACACACUCUCAGUCAUCGUACUCAUUGCGUUCAUAUACGAUGAGGAAAUUGUGUGGUGGGAAGGCCUGGUGCUCAUCAUCUUGUACGUGUUUUAUAUUCUUAUCAUGAAGUACAAUAUGAAGAUGCAGAUGUUUUUCACAACCAAACAAAAGAGCAUUGCAAAUGGUAACCCAGUCAGCAGCGAGCUGGAAGAUGGUAAUGACCUCUAUGACAGUAGCUAUGACGACCCUUCUGUGCCAUUGCUGGGGCAAGUGAAGGAGAAGCCCCCCUACAGCAAGACCUCCGUGGUGAUGGUGGAUGAGAUUCUGAGCUCCAGCCCUCCCAAGUUCACCUUUCCUGAGGCUGGCCUGCGCAUCAUGAUCACCAACAAGUUCGGGCCCAGGACCCGACUACGAAUGGCCAGCAGGAUCAUAAUUAAUGAACGACAGAGAUUGAUCAACUCAGCCAAUGGUGUUAACAGCAAGCCACUGCAAAACGGGAGACACGAGAACAUGGAGAAUGGAAAUGUUCCCGUGGAGAACCCUGAAGACCCGCAGCAGGGCCAGGAGCAGCAGCCGCCACCGCAGCCGCCACCCCCAGAGCCAGAGUCAGUAGAGACAGUCUUCCUGUCGCCCUUCUCAAUGCCUGAGGCAAAAGGCGACAAGGCAAAAUGGGUGUUCACUUGGCCCCUCAUCUUCCUCCUGUGUGUCACCAUCCCCAACUGUAGCAAACCCCGCUGGGAGAAGUUCUUCAUGGUCACCUUCAUCACCGCCACUCUGUGGAUCGCCGUGUUCUCCUACCUCAUGGUGUGGCUGGUGACUAUUAUUGGAUACACACUUGGGAUCCCUGACGUCAUCAUGGGCAUCACCUUCCUAGCGGCAGGCACAAGUGUUCCAGACUGCAUGGCCAGCUUAAUCGUGGCAAGACAAGGACUUGGAGACAUGGCAGUCUCUAACACCAUCGGCAGCAACGUGUUUGACAUCCUGGUGGGGCUUGGCAUCCCGUGGGGCCUGCAGACCAUGGUUAUUAAUUAUGGAUCCACAGUGAAGAUCAACAGCCGGGGUCUGGUCUAUUCCGUGGUGCUGCUGCUGGGCUCUGUCGCUCUCACUGUCCUUGGCAUCCACCUCAACAAAUGGCGCCUGGACCGGAAGCUGGGUAUCUACGUGCUGGUCCUCUAUGCCGUCUUCCUGUGCUUCUCCAUAAUGAUAGAGUUUAAUGUCUUUACCUUCGUCAACUUGCCCAUGUGCAGAGAAGACGACUAAAGCUGAACCAUUGCCCAGGAAACUGCUGUGGCCACCACAAUGCUGGCGUCCUCUCUCUUUCUCCACACAGGUCUCUACUGCCUUGGCAGCCACUGUCAAUUCUUUCAUGAGCUGUAAGGAAGGGCCACCAUGGUCUUUGUCUGGUCAUAGACCAGGCUGAUGGGCAUCUGUCCCUGCAUGACAGGGCCCAGCCAUUAUUUGAGGAGCUCCACAGACUCUUGGCUACCAGCUGCAGGGAUGCAUCGUGUCUCUUCUCUCUUGCACACUUUAGUCAAAAGGACUUCUGUGUGCUGUUUGUCUUUCUGUUACAUGGGCAGCCUCAGAAAUGAGUCAGUCAGUGAACACGAGGUGUCCUAGGUGAGUGCAAAGUAGGGCCAGAGGCAAGUGUCACCUCUGGGCCUGGAGAAAGCAGACUAUGUCACCAUGACUCUGCUGGGAACACUGGAAACUUGGAAGAGACAAGGCAUCAACCUGUAGGGGCUUUCAACCACUGCAGUUAUAGGAAAAAAUAGGAAGAGUGGAAACGUAGUUUCCCAAUAGAAGAGAGAAAAGCAAGCAAAUACUGUUAACCUUUUUAUUGACACAUUCAGAAACUGAGCAAUGAAAUAUUAAAAAUAAAACAUCACAUAUAGAUCAUCAUACUUGAAGAAUAUCAUUCCACACAAAAGGAUCAUUAACAGGGAGCAAAAAGGGGACCCUCAGAGAAAAAUUAGCCCUCUGUGUGCCAUCCCAUGCUGGCUCCGAGACCGUUUGGUUUGGAAUAUAGAAAAGGUGGAAGACCACCCAGAAACAGGUGCUAACCCAGAGACACAGUGGGGAAUGUAGUCACAGCUACACAUUUCAGACCUUAGGAUGCCAUGCCCUGUCCUAUCAGGUUUGUAACGUCUCUGUUAAUGAUCUGCUACAAAACUAUCCCAUUGAAAGACACAAUGUUUAUGUUGUUUAUAUGCCCAAGCAAUUGCAGAAGUGAUGGUUAAGGACAAAAAAGAGCAUCAACAAAUCACUCUCUCUGGUUAGCUGAAGCCAAGUAUGAAAAAUGUACCUUAGAUUUUUAGAGCUAAGUCUUUUCAACUUCAGAGUUUGCUACAACGAGCAAGGCCAGGGAUGGGAGAUGGACUCAAACAUAAGAAAAUAUGAAACAAUGUUUGACUGCUUUGUAGCUCUGAAAUUGCUGCUUAAUGGAUUCAUGACUAUAAACCAUCCCUGGGUUCUAAUGGAAAAGCACAAAUUAAUUUUAUAUAGUGAGGUUUUUAUUUUUUUAAUGUUUCUAUUGCAAAAGUCUAUCAGAUCUGAUGCACUUUGAAUACUGAGAUAUUUUGCACAGUAGAAGGCAUGGGGAUGACCUAGGGUAAUGAGAGAAUGGGUUUUUAGUGAUUUUAAUCUUGGUGGCUAUGGUAAAUCCAGCAGCCCAGUCCUUCUGGGCCCAUGGUGGAAUCUGUAGCUAUGUUCUCUGGAUUUCAAGGGACAAAGCAUUCAAGCUUGUGUUCCGUAAGUUCCCUUAGCAGAACUGCAUUGAGACCUUGCUCCCAUUACCAGCCUUCUGUUCGCAGUUCAUGUCAGUAUUAGUAGCUCGACUAAGUCAAGGCUUUGCUUUUUGUCUAUCUGGAUAAGGUUGGUGGUCUUCAGAGUACAACAAUGUAACUUUCCUUAAAAAGAAUAGCUAAUAAGCUGAGGGAAGGAGCCUAAAGGUGCCUCAGUGUAAAUUCAGUGCAAGAGGCUUCAGAGUUGAUCUACUCCCUAGUAGCUCAUACACCAUACACACACACACACACACACACACACACACACACACACACACACACACACACUUUCACAGACGCAUGCUAGCUCUGAGUGCUUCUGUCUCCCCUUAGAGCCUUCUAACUUCUUUGUAGUGUAAGCAUGGGUUAUUCUCUUUUUGUCAGCAAUUGAUAUCAAGUGACACUAGUUUAGCUUCAGAAUGUAGCAGAGCUGAGGCUCAAAGUGCCCAUCACCCCUCCUGCUCUAGGUGGUGCACCAGAUUGGCUAGCCUGGCACGGUGGCAUGAUUUGCUCUGAGUUGGGGGUGUGAAUCUUACUUCUUGGGUCAAAACCCCAUGGAAUAUUUAAUUUACCCAGAAAUUUUUCAAAUCACAUUCUAGUACCUGCCUUUGUUGAAUGCCCCUGUUUUGUUUUUUUUUUUUUCCUGAAAAAGACCAAACACUAUUUUUUAGAUGUUAAGGCCCAGUCUGCAGUGUCUGAGGGCCUGCACUAUGUUUUGAGUCUCUGCAUCUUCAAGUAGCUUUCAGAGAACAUCCCUGCAGCCUCCCUCUACCCCUCAGAAUCUUCUGAAAGCUACAUAGUGUCUCACAACUGCAGUUAGAAACUGAAAGUUAUGUUUUCAGUAUGACGGGCACAGCUCUUGCUAGUUUUCUUUGAAUUUAAAUGUGCCAAUGAUCCUCGAAGGCUCUGGGCAUCUCUCAUAUCUAAGAAACUACAGGUUGAAAAUGUAAAUUUCUCUGGUUUUAACUAAAUAUUUUUCCUCAUGAGUUUAAGGAGUCAUUUGAUAAUAUAGGCCUUCAUUUUUAAAAACAUGCUUCCAUUAGUAUACAGGAUUGCUUUUGUUGUUUUAUCCCCAAAGCUAAAUUAGCAUGGUGUAAUUACUUCUGCUACAAAAAGAAAAAAAAAAAAAA